GUAGACUCCCCCCUUUUCACCCUCCCCCAUCUUUCUCUCAUUCUGAGAUUCAGUCAGAAAGCCAACUUUACAGAGGCAAGAAAGACACAGCAGGAUUAGAUGCAACGCAGGGAUUCUGCCCCUGGUUUUUAAAAAUUCAUUAAUGGACUUUAUUUUACCUUUCUGGACUUCAGUUGAAGUGCAGACCCUUUCUGGAUCUGGAUCUAUUGGUACCUCACUGGACUGUACAGGACUCUCUGGGGACACUUCACUGGUUGCAGUUUUAUUUAGGGUAGAUCUGCUUUGCUGUGGCGGCAGGACUGACAGUUUGAAUGGAGUUUGAUCUCCUCUGAACAGUAGGGCUUUCUGUCUGAGGACUUGGGCCAUUCAAGGUAAAGUACACAGAUGUCAGCUCUGAAUUCAGCUCACCCUAAAUUGAGUAAAAGAUCACUGAGGCAAACUUAUUUAUUUAUCAAAUUCAUCUGAAAAGGGAAACAACAGAAUAUUCUCAAUCUGAAACAGGUUUGGCAAAAGAGGCACUGUUCUGUUAUUAAGUAAUUUAUUUUGACCAUUAAGUUUGGAAACUCAUUUGAAUGUUGGAAUAGUUGUGAGCUGCAGUUCAAGCGGAGGAUGAGGAAGAUGAACAGGAGCAGUAGCAGCAGCUGCAGCAGCAGAACGAGCCUCCUGUGCAUCCUGUGGCUGCUGGCCGUCUGUCUGGCUCCUGGGAGCCGGGGCCAGAGGCCGAGGGAGGCCGACGGAGACCAGGAGGCAGGCCGAGCCCAGCUGGAGGAGAAAGACGCCAUCUGCCACCAGGACGGAUGCUACGCUGUUUUCCUCCAGAAGAGAAGCUUCAGGGAAGCGGGGCGGAGCUGCCGGGAGCGAGGUGGGACCCUGGCAACCAUGCACACCCUGGAAGCAGCGGGUGUGGUCCACGAGCUGCUGUGGGCCACUGAGGCGCAGGGGUCCAGGUUGAGGCUUCGGCUUUGGAUCGGGCUGCACAGACCUCCACGGCAGUGUUCGACCACCAGGCCCCUCAGAGGAUUCGUCUGGGUCACAGGUGACCAGGAUGGCCAGUUCACUAACUGGCUCCGUGAAGACACCCCGGGAACUUGUGCUGCUCCCCGCUGCGUGGCCAUGACGGUCCACACGUCUGAGAGCGGCCGUGAGAGUAAAGACAAUUUCCGGUGGGUUGACGGCUCAUGCGCUGUGCCUUUGGACGGAUAUGUUUGCCAGUACAACUACAAAGGAAUGUGUUCGCCUCUGGGGGACGAGGGUGAAGGCCCGGCUGUUUACACGACCCCGUUUCACCUCGUCAGCACUCAGCUGACUCACGUUCCCUACGGGUCUGUUGCCACUAUUCCAUGUUCCACAGACGUCUCAGACCCAGAAGCUCCCACCGAGCAGACAGUUCUGUGUAUGGAGAGAGAUGACAGUACAGUGGGCUGGUCCAGGGAUGCCCCCCUCUGCUCAUCCGCUUCUGCAACGCAGAGCCAGGACUGGUGCAGCAGGGACCAUGGAUGUGAGCAUUUCUGCCAGAACACGGACACCGAUUACUACUGUUACUGCUCUGAGGGCUUCACGAUAGACGAGGACGGGUACAGCUGCAAGCCUGACCCCUUAAGCCAAACCGAUCAGCCGCUGUCCUCUGAUGCCGCCAGUCCCACUGAGGAACCACAGGUCAAGGAGGUCUGUGUGGAGAUGGGCUGCGAGCACAACUGCAUGGAGACGUCCCGGGGCAUCCGCUGCACGUGUCCCCCGGGAUACCAGAUCAGUCCCGACGGCCGUAAAUGCUCCGACGUGGACGAAUGUCAAAUGCAACCUUGUCCACAACUUUGUGUCAACAUCCCGGGAACCUUCCACUGCACCUGCCACUCGGGGUACCAGCCGGACGACGAGGGCGAGUGUGUGGACGUCGACGAGUGCCUGGACGAAGGCAGUUGUGAAGGCACUUGUGAGAACACGGUGGGAUCUUUCACAUGCCUGUGCAGCCCCGGCUACGAGCUGGGGAGCGGGGGAGAGUGUGUCGAUGUCGACGAGUGUGUGGGGGAGUCGCCCUGCCAGCAGCAGUGCCUCAACUACAGGGGAGGGUACCAGUGUUACUGUGACAACGGCUACGACCUGCAGUCCGACGGACUCACCUGCCAGCCCUCUCCUGAUGAUGAAGAAUACUCCACGUUGACCCCUGACCCCAGUGACGCAGCUCAUAUAUUUGAAUUUGACCCAACCCGCAAUGUUCCCUGGUUUUCGUCUUUCACCCCCGAUCCAAACUUUGAAGUUGACACCAACUUUGAUGUUAACUGGCUGACAGCAGCCCCUGAAGGAAUCUCCCCUGAAAUGUCUCAUCGGUCGGACAACGACCUCAACCAGUGGGAUGCCCUAUCGCCGCGGCGCUAUCACACAACCCCAUGCCCGACACAAAAACACAACACAGGCAACGAAAUUGACAAUGAGGCCGAAGCUAAAUCUGGUGGUAGAGCAGCUAGUGGCGGGGUCGGAGGUAAAAGCUCUCAUGGGUCACGUGCUGGUACUAGGGAGGCAGAGGAGCCCAAGCUGGACAGUACAGAGGAGACACCAGGGGAAGGAGCUGGAUCUACGGCAGGUAAAAAGAAGCAUGACAAGAGCUGGCUACUUGUGGCCCUGCUCGUUCCUCUCUGCGUCUUCCUUGUGGUGAUGCUGGCUCUGGGCAUUGUUUACUGCACCAGCUGUGCAGUGGACAAGAGCCUCAGCUUUUCAAACUGCUAUCGCUGGAUACUCCCUACAACGCCUCCCGACAGAAGGGACGGCAAAGCCCAAGCAUGAACCCUAACAUACACAAACACGCUCACAGAUGUGUUUAAUGCUCGGAUGUCUGUUAACAUUUUUCUCGUGGAGCUGGACUGCUCAUUAAAACAUACAGUUUGGAUAUAGUACAGCUGACUGCUUCUCUCACCCGUCAAGGAAAGCUUCACUCUCUCUGGUGCACACAUCGUCUUUGUAAAUAAUUCACUCUCUUGUCAUGUUUUUAAAAUUCAAUA
This is a messenger RNA of Salarias fasciatus (jewelled blenny), 2993 nucleotides long. RefSeq names its product endosialin-like. Gene Ontology annotation, molecular function: calcium ion binding. The coding region runs from base 610 to 2778 and encodes 722 amino acids. NCBI's taxonomy places the organism in Eukaryota, Metazoa, Chordata, Actinopteri, Blenniiformes, Blenniidae. The transcript is spliced from 2 exons. The record is from RefSeq and is a predicted model, not a curated record.